AUGAACAAUCCGUUUGGAAAUGUCGAUUUGGAUACCACCCACGACGAGCUCAUAGAAACGAUUAUUGAAGAGCCGACGGAUGAGCCGAGCGCAAGUCGGCGUAGCGUCGAAAAUGAACGGACCGACGAACAAACGCUGCGUGGCACAAAUGCGUCGGGGCAAACACGCGAUAUUCGCAUUCCUCGUCAACGACGGUUCGAGACUUUGCCAAUCAAAGAACCCGCGACCAAUUUCAAAGAAAGAGAAAAGCAAACCCACCUCAAGGGUCUUUCUGAUCUGAGUGGCCUCGAGCUGCACAAUUUCAAUCCGAGAGAACAGCUGGGUGUUUUUGGCGAAAAUGUGCCCAGCGCGGCUCUUCGACGAAAUCUUCGCGGCCGAGCUCCCUACAUUGUGGUCGAAACAGUGCGACGGUUUUCUAUUCGGGGGCCCCAGCCGUGCUUCAAGAAAACAAUGGUGGGACACAAGCGGCGAUUUGUCAAGGCAUGCCGACGUAACACCCAGCAAGCGAUUUCAAGCGUUGCGUCAAUGGCGACCCAUUACGCUGCGCCAUUUGUUGCUGGAAGUCGCCGAGCAGGAGGCAAGCGACGACGAAGCGGUGGCUCUCCUCAACACUCUCCCCCACGCAAAAAGUCCGUUCAGAAGCAUCUGAAGAAAGUGGGCGUUUUGAUGAAAGACGCGUUCAACGCCGCCCAAAACUUUGCAAAUAGUCCAAAAGCUAUUUGCCUUGGAGGGCAGAUCGGCGAUUACGAAGGUUACGUCUCGCUCAAGCACACUCCCUGCCAGCUUUCCUUUAAAAAGCCGCCCGCAUUCAAGGCGCCCAAGCUCAACUUCGAUGGCACCGUGACAUCUCGACGACGCGGUGGCGAGCGUGUCAAGGUUCCCGGCAGCGGAACUCUUAUGAAGGCCAAAAACAUCAUCGAGCUAGCUUUUGAGGCGUACAACAACAUUGUGCGCGUACAAUCCAACGGAAUGAUGGCGGCGAGAAAGCGAAGUGCGCCCCUCCUUUCAUCAGAUUCAGAGGCAGAGGGUGAUCUCCUCAUCGACGAGGCAGCCGCCGGAGAGGAAGUUGCUGGCACAACUGGCCAAGAUGAACCUGCCACGAAACCUGCUGGUAAAGCCUUAGUCGCAGCUAGCCGUACUUUGGAAGGUCUUAAGUCUGUAGAAAAGGACGCGGACGAGAGCGCGAAAAAGAAAAAAGCCAAGGAGGACAAAAUCGACGGCGGGGCAAAAGAAGUGCCAACUUCGAAAAAGAAGAAAAAGAAAAUCUCGGCUGGCGAAGAACCUCCAAAGAAAAAAACCAAGUCGGCAAAAGCUCUUAAGAAGCGGGCAAACGAGACGGAAGACAGUGAUGAAGAUCAGACCCCGUCAGCGCGUAAAAAGACCAAACGAGUUCGCCGAAAAAUCGUGCCCAAGUCGUACAUUACGCAAAUCGAGUGGCAACGAGAUAUCCAAGAUUUCACAAACGACAAAGCCGCUCAUAUCUCCGACAGCGUUUACACAAACCAUCCAGAUUCAGCCAAGACUGUCGUAGUCAAAUCUGGCGCUUCCACGGUUUUGCCUCGUAGCGACUUGCCCGAACCGAGCCUCAUCGUCGGAGCUGAUAGUGUUUUUCCGACAACGAUCCCCUUUGAUCCCGCUGUGGCUGCCUUUUUCGACCCCGAGAUGACAGAUAGCGAUACAGAUGAAGCCGCAAAAGCAGAGCGCCAUGCUCAAUACGAAAAACAUGCGGCUAUUUAUCCGAUGAAUGUUCUCAAAUUGCGCCAGGUUUACGCACGAUCUUACUGGACAAUGCGAGGAGUCGCCGCUUCGCUUUACGACACUCGCCUUGGAAUUUACGCCAGGAAUCUGGCAAAACGAUCCAAGCAACUGUUUAAAGACGAAACUCCCGAAUCGCGCUUUCGAGUUAUCUUUGAGAGCUCCUCCAAGCUAAUGUACGAUUCGUUUUACACAAAGCCAAUGUCUGCGUCAGCUCCAGUAAAAAAAUGGAAAGAAAUUGGGGCCCUUUUUCCUAUUUUCAACGUCAACGGCUUUGGCCACUUUGUCGCCGUUGAUUUCCGAGUCUGGGUCAAAUAUGAUAGCAAUUGGAAACUCUUGUCGCUGCACGACAUAAAUCUUGGUCAUCCUGCGGUCACCUUUGCAGGGCUAAACAAUGUUACAUCUACAGUGUAUCCUUGGCCGAAGGAGGGCGAUUACGCACUCGAAAAAAGUGCACUCUUGUUGACGAUGGGUCUAGUCCCAAUUCCACAUCGCCCGCCGUACGCUGAUGCUGCCGAUAAGCUCACAGCCGAGGUCUGCGAAAUGUUGGGCGUCUUUCGCCCAUUACCCCACGGAAUGGCUCACGAUCAGCGUGACACAAUAUAUUUGGAGCUCGAAAACAUGCUUUAUCGAAGCUUGAUUGUGUCUAAAGAAGAAACUCUCCGCGCCCGAAGCGAAACCGACGCGCAAUUCCCCAUCGAAGAGCGCUUUAAAACUCUGGUUGGGCUUCUUGAGACACAUUUUCGCCCUAGCGAUGGUGGCUACGCUCCAGCAAAGAGCAAGGAAACAGCGAGACCCACUGAAGAGGCGUUUAGAACGCUAUUUGAGGCUCUUCCGCCAGUUAUGAAACUCAAGGGGCUAGCACCUUCACGGGAGCUCUUUCGUCGCUUUCUACAAAGUUUGGCUAGCGUGCGAUUUACCGAAAAUCCAAGGCUUAUGCGCAUCUUUGGAGCGCCGACUAUUCCAGCUGAUAUCGUGUCCUGGCAGGGGUGGGCGGCGCUUCCCGUUGAAGCCCUGUUACCUGCACCCGGGGUGAACGGUGGCAAUCUCUUGCGCGAAGAGCUCGAAAAAAUGCUUGCCAAGAAGCGACGGAUCGACUAUGGAGCGGCUGAAGACAACCAAAUCCCUCGUUAUAAAGAUUCUGCUCCAUACCCGCGCCCUCCAAUUACAAAGCAUUAG
Oikopleura dioica is the source of this 2934-nucleotide messenger RNA. The record is from the annotation of a GenBank genome assembly. NCBI's taxonomy places the organism in Eukaryota, Metazoa, Chordata, Appendicularia, Copelata, Oikopleuridae.